AUGCUCGCGUAUCCGCCGGCAUAUCCACUGGGCACGUUAUGUCUCGGAGGCAUUCGCGGAGAAUCCGCCGGGACCCUCUUUACCGUUCUCCAACUGAUACGUAAUCGUGCGCAUGAUUGGCCCUGCACAACUCCCAGCUGCGUGGCUUGUCCUCACGGCAGAAAGGAUUCAAAGACAGUCGAACAUGGACAAGGCAGAAAGUUCAAGUACGACGUCAUCGGAGAUGAGACGAGGCGACGCCACCCACUGAACGCCGUGUAUGACACGGGAGAGGAACUGUUCUUAGGAACAUGCGGCAGUAGAGGGGUUUGCGGAGUUGGUGUCUUCGUCAACACGAAUACGGCAGUAAACAUCGACUCUUUCGAACAAAUUACAACCCGAAUCGUACGUUUACGGAGGAGAAGAUGUGGUUCAACACCAGCUUUGAAAAUCUUCGUCGUUUACGCCCCAACAUCAAGCUACGAAGAAGAAGUCAAAGAUUUCUAUAUGAACCUGAAAAAGUUCUACAGAGAAGAUCAUACCUUCUGCAAGAAGCCCUCCUCUCUACGCUGGACGUGGAAGUCACCCGAUGGAAGGUAUCAUAAUGAAAUUGACCACAUCAUUGUCAGUAAAAGGUUUUGCUUGACGGAUUUCGCUGUUGACCCAAGUUUUAUACGGGAUCGGACCAUCGCCUUCUUCGAGAAAGAUUUUCUUUCACAUGGAGAAGAGAAAAGGCCACAAACUCCAAAAACCAUUAUCGACUGGGAGCUCUUCGUUUUGCUUGUCGGCUUUUGGGAAGAUGCCGUCAUGGACAACAUUGACGACGAUUAUGAACGGCUUGUAGAACAUCUUCGUCACUAUACGAAGAAAGCGAAGAGUUUGAAAACCACUAAGGGGCGCCUGUCUUUGACAACUCUGGAGCUGAUACGUCAGCGUGGAACUGCAUGA
Molecule: messenger RNA, 927 nt
Organism: Necator americanus (New World hookworm)
Lineage: Eukaryota; Metazoa; Nematoda; Chromadorea; Rhabditida; Ancylostomatidae
Exons: 3
Coding region: 1-927 (308 amino acids)
Source: RefSeq, a predicted model, not a curated record